AUGGCGUCAGCAGGCGAUGCUGACAUGGACAAGCUGAUGGCUCAGAUGGAGCGCCUGCAGACCCGCCUGGACGCCUGCAACGGCUGGGAGCUCGACAGGCAGCUUCAGAGAGCCAUGGACGCACUGCGCUGCCCCCCAGGGGAGGCCCCCGUGGCGAACCUGAGUGGCGGAGAGAGGAGGCGCGUGGCUCUGUGCCGGCUGCUGCUGCAGGCACCGGAUAUCCUCUUUCUGGACGAGCCCACCAACCAUCUGGACGCGGAGGCAGUGGCGUGGCUGGAGCGGUACCUGGCUGAGUUCAAAGGCACCGUUGUCGCCAUCACUCACGACCGAUACUUUUUGGACAAUGUGGCGGGGUGGAUUCUGGAGCUGGAUCGCGGGCAGGGAAUUCCCUUUGAGGGCAACUACUCUGCUUGGCUCGAGAACAAGGCGCAGCGCCUGGCAGGGGAAGAGCGGCAGCAGUCGGCACUGCAGCGGGUGAUGGAGAGGGAGAUGGAGUGGAUUCGACAGAAGGCCAAGGGACGGCAGAAGAAGGGAAAGGCCCGUAUGCGGGCGUAUGAAGAACUUGUCAUUCAGGCCAAUGUGGUGGUGGAGGCGGAGGGGGUUGCCAAGGCGUUUGGGGAGCGCGUGCUCAUGGAUGGGGUCAACUUCACCCUGCCGCCUGGAGGCAUUGUGGGGGUGAUCGGUGGGAACGGUGCCGGCAAGUCAACCCUAUUUCGCAUGAUUGUGGGGCAAGAAAGCCCCAAUGAGGGCACACUGCGAGUGGGGGAGACGGUGGCGCCACUUUAUGUCAACCAAUCACGCGACGCGCUGGAUCCCAACAAGACGGUGUUCGAGGAGAUCACGGGCGGCGCAGAUGAGAUCCUGCUGGGCGAGCGCAAGGUGAACAGCCGGGCGUACUGCGCGUGGUACAACUUCAAGGGGGCGGACCAGCAGAAGAAGGUGGGCGUGCUGUCGGGCGGAGAGAGGAACCGUGUGCACCUGGCGCGCAUCAUGCGGCGCGGAGGCAACCUGCUCAUGCUGGACGAGCCCACCAAUGAUCUGGACGUUGAUACGCUGAGGGCGCUGGAGGAUGCGAUUCAGGGGUUUGCGGGAUGCGUGAUUGUCAUCUCUCACGACCGCUGGUUUUUGGAUCGCAUUGCCACGCACAUCAUGGCCUUUGAAGGCGACUCCAAGGUGGUUUGGUUCGAAGGCUCGUACAGCGACUAUGAGGAGGACAGGAGGAGGAGGCUUGGGAACAAGGAACCAUCACGUCUUAAGUACAGGGCGCUAGCAUGA
Closterium sp. Yama58-4 is the source of this 1275-nucleotide messenger RNA. NCBI's taxonomy places the organism in Eukaryota, Viridiplantae, Streptophyta, Zygnematophyceae, Desmidiales, Closteriaceae. The record is from the annotation of a GenBank genome assembly.